Messenger RNA from Liolophura sinensis, 2792 nucleotides. Its product is annotated as WW domain binding protein VOPP1-like. Lineage: Eukaryota; Metazoa; Mollusca; Polyplacophora; Chitonida; Chitonidae. The record is from RefSeq and is a predicted model, not a curated record. Bases 7 to 498 code for a protein of 163 amino acids. The transcript has 5 exons. Gene Ontology annotation, cellular component: cytoplasmic vesicle membrane.
AUCAAAAUGGCAGGGACUUUGUUGUUGACGUUUUUCGGAUUAUCCUUGAAGAUUCAGCAGGUCAAUGCUUAUUAUUGUGACAACAAUAGAUGCAGUGAGGAUGAAUAUUGCUGUGGUAUCAACGUUUGUUGUGCGUCAUACAGAGUCUUGGGUUUAUGGUACUUCUGGUUUGGUUUAGUCUUCUUCAUCUUUCUUCUCUCGUCAUGUGCUGGAUUCUGGAGAUACAGAUAUCGGCAACAUCCCGUUAUUAUCACUCUACCGUACAGCCCCCUGUCAAACACAGAGCCCUCGGCAGAUCUAGAGAAGCCACCAGCUUAUUCCGACUCUGACCUAAGAAGCAGCAGUUUUUACUCAGGUGCCAACAACAGCCCACCUCCACCGUACGGCCAACAAUACCCCGCCCAGGCUGCCUAUAUGACUCUGCCUCCAUCUUAUGCAGCCCCACCCACAGGAUACUGUGACUUUGAAACCAGAAACCAGAACUUCUAUCAACAUUGAGGGAAUUGGGUGUGGCUGUUGUUGUUAUUUUUGAAGAGACAGUUAAUAAUAUGGUUCAAAUGUGCUCUUUGAAGUUCCAUGGUUUGCAUGGAGCAACCAGAGAAAAGUGUUAAUGUUAAACAAAAUUCUCUUUUUUAUCUUGACACCUUGAAAACACUAGGGUAUAAUGGUGCAUUUUGACUGGCGAUUUGUAGGAGAAUUUCCAAGACUACAUUUGCCUUAGGUUCUUGUACAGUAGUGCUUAGGGCUCUUGCAAUACAAAUGGCUGGACUACCAUUCGAGUAGUUGAAUCAGUCGCUGAUGAUGUCAGAUAGAAAAGAAAAAAAAAGAAAAGAAAAAUGAAACGACAGAAUGAUUAUCAUGUAGUGUAUACGAGGACAUGUAUUGAAGACUCCAUGAGACAUUCUUGAGGAACUCUUUAUUAAAUCAUUAUCUCUUUUCAGAUAUUUAGAGUUAAAUCCCUCCUACAUGUACAUUCAGUGUUCAAAUAUGAAUAAUAUUGUGUCUGAAAAGGGUUUUAAGUUUGUGAAGACCAGAUUUCCAUGCUCUAACCUAUAUAACAAUUUUUAGAGAGAAAUUUUUAUCCUAUGGUCUCUUGUAACCUUAUCUGUCUCGCAUUACAAGCACAUCUUCCAGCAGACAGCCGUGACCACUGUAAACACCACGCCUCAUAUCGUCACCCAGGACAACCCUGCUAAGGGUUGAAGCACUGAUGACCUUUGUGAGCUUUCCUUUCUGUCACUGGACUAAAAGGAAAUUCUCCCUGGUUCAGCACAUUUUACUUUGUUUAAUUCUUUGAGGAAGCUGGAAAUUGUUAUUAGUGCAAGCCAAGCUUUGAAGAGGUAAUCAGAUUUGAACAGUGGAAUGUGUGUGUUGUUGUUGUAUUGUGUAGUUUUUAUUUUUUCCUGAUUAAUGAACACUACUCUGGAUGCCAGGUACUAUUCCUCUUUCAAGUUUUAGGAUGCAAGUUUUAGCCACCAAUGCUGUAGAAAAAUUUAGCAAUGAUAAGGGGUUAUGUACAAGUGUGCAAUGGGGAAGAUAUUAGCUUAAUUUUUCUUCACUGUGUGACUGAGGAAGGGAGGUAACUUUUGUCCCUGAUUUGACGCAACAGCCUGCAGUCUGGUACUGAAAGCAGCACACUUUGUGCCCUCUGUGCUUGACUGCCAGGUCAGGUUGAGGUAUCACUUGGCUAUCAUUGGUUAAUGGCAACCUUGGUUGGAUCUUGUACAUCAUUUUGGUGGUGGAAACUUGCAAGCCCAAAAUUCAACAAAUAAAAAAAAAAAAGGAGAGAAGUGUGUGAUACUUAGAAGGAAAAAUAAAUAAAUAAAAUUGAGUUUCCUUUUCAUUGAAUAAGUCAUCAUAGUUUUUCAGCAAUCAAAUCUGCCAUUCCUAAAAUUCAUGUUAUAUCAGACAUAGCCUGAACUUGCCUGUCUCUUACACCAGCCAAUCAGAAGCCAUUCUUUAUCCCUUUAAUAUAUAGAUGACAUUAUUCAUUACCCACAGUACCAAAGUCCUUACUAUCGUCUUUCAGAUGAUGUACCAGUCUGCUGUGUUUUUAAUAGGCUGUGAUGUGAUGAGAAUUUAAUGUUUACUUUUGGUCAUCGCAGAUGUGCUCAUCAAAGGACGGUGAACGUCAUACAUCUAUUUAUCUACCAGUGCAUAAACUUAUAUGCUUGAAUACAUAAUCCCUGGGAAGUGAAGGGUUUGUUUUUAAUCAGUAGUGCUUAACCAGUUUUCUGCUUAUCCAUUCAGGGGAGAUAACUCCGUUAGCAAAUAGGAUAUUCUCAGAUAGGCAAUGUUGCAUGAAAAACUUAGAUGUCUUUGAGCUAGAGUUUUCAGUCUCCAUUUAACUGUACUGAUAAUUUGCAAACACUGUGUUUAGCAUAAUUGGGUGGUGAGCUAGGUGUAGGAAUAGGUCACAAUGUGAAGUUAUCACACGCAGUGUGUGUAUUUCAUUGACAUUUGCCUUCUCAUUUUAGUCGAUUUUUAUGUGUUUCUUACAUUUACAUGUGUGUACAUAUAUAUAUGUAUGAAAUAUAACACUGAUUGUGCUAACACAAGGGUUAAGUUCUUGCCCUGUAAAUAUGUGUACAUACAUAAGAAGAAAUGUUUAUUUAUGCCUUUAUUUUCACUUUAUAAUGUUAUUCCUGUACUAACAACUAUUAACAUGUAUGUAGUUCCUUAGCAAAAAUCUCAGUAAGGGGUCUGCCCAGGAUAUUUGUCAUUAUUUAAAUAAAAUGUAUAACCGUGAAGAGGGUGAUUGACCCGAUAAUAUAUUAGCAUUUUCAGAAAAC